AUGGAAGCUCCUCCCUCAUAUGCCUCCGUCAUUGCCACCAUCGAGAAGAAGCUCGGGUCUAACCCAACGGCCGAGAAGAUGCUCGCCGUCGCCGAGUCCGUCCCAGAGACCCACAUCGACGUCAUUCUCGCCAACACCGACAAGCUCCCUGAGUAUAACAACGACGAUGCCCAGAAGGUCGCUCUGAACGUCGAGCUGGCCAAGGCCGCUUCGACCCCAGAGGCAACAGAGUGUUUCAAGGCUGCGGCUGAAGACGCAGUGAACGCUGCCAAGGAGAUCGAAGAGAUGUUCCAGCGCUUGACCGUCGACCUUGCGGAGAUUGACCAGGGUAGCAGACUUCCAGAGGAGGGCCCAUUCGUUCCCAGGUUGAAGGUUGUUCAUGAUAAAUAUCGUACUAUCCUGAACAAGAGCACCGACUUGGCUGUCGUCAUUGCCACCUACGGCCUUCGAUUUGAGACCGUCAUCAUCCCCAUCUGCAAUGACCCGUCACUCAGCAUCGACAAGAAGAAGGCGAAAUUAGACGACUUCAUCGCAGACGCAACAAGGUUCAGCGAUAACAGCAAGACCACCGAGGAAGAGUUCAAGCUGCUCAAAGCUGAUUUCGUUGCCUUCGUCAAGUCGUUCGUCAACUGGGCCACCGUUCGCGAGGCUGAGCAAGAGAAGCAGCUGGAGAACGCGAAGUCGGAGCUCGCAAAUUUGAAAGCAGACCUGAAGAAACUCGAGGACGCGGUUACCGGUCUCACAAUAUUCGCCACUGUAGGCCUCCCUGUAAUUGGCCUCUUUGGACUUUGUUUAGGACCACUAGGGAUGGCGAUUAUGCUUGGUGUCAUUGGAGUCGGCUUCCUCCUCUCGUGGACCUCGAUCUUCGUACUCGGCUUCAUCAUCAAGAACAAACGCAAUAAAAUCCAGGACAAGCAGAAAGAAAUCGCGAACAUCGAAUCGUCGAUCCAGAAGCUCCGCUCCGUCCGCGAGCAGUUGACCAAGGCGGAAACUGGUGACCUCGCAGCUUUCAACAGGAAUAUCAACGUACUUUCUGCUGUAUGGUCGACGGCCCACAAAGACGCGCUCACUAUUCGAGAGUGGCUUGAGAAUGGCGCUAAGGAUGCGGAUAUGCCGGAAUACCUGAACAUCGCCGCGAACGAAGCCGUCAGCGUUUACAAGACUAUGGCAUUCUACCUCCGCCAAUACGCCGAUGGAGUCACGUCUGGCAACACCGCUUCGUCCUAA
Molecule: messenger RNA, 1227 nt
Organism: Cyclocybe aegerita
Lineage: Eukaryota; Fungi; Basidiomycota; Agaricomycetes; Agaricales; Hemipholiotaceae
Source: the annotation of a GenBank genome assembly